GGUUUUAAAAAACUCUAAACUUUUAGAAGUAAAUAUGGGGUUUUAAAAAAUUAGGAAAACGUAACUUUUGAACCUUCCUUCUCUCCGCUCACGCUCACUGGGUGUGUCGAUCGUUCACCAAGGCCAUCCGCUCUUCCUGUUGUCGGCGUCUCCUUCCUCCAUCUCCGAUCAGUGUAUGGAUUGUACCGUGUUGAUGAAAAUUGAUGAGAUAUUGGGUUAACAGGAUUGUGCUACUCCGCUCCUAAAAAACGCAGAUGCAGGGCUCCAUGGCUUCUUCCCUCUUUUCUCUGCCUUCUUUACUUACAACGCUCAAAGCUCAAAGACAAAGACCCGCUAUUCUUCCGUGCUCUAAUUUCAUUCAACCUAACUUAACCCUCAAAUUUCCCAGAUUGGGGAUUUCUUAUUCAAAAAGAAAGGAAUCAAGACAGGUUUCCUCUGUUGUGAUUUCUUGUUUGGUUGAAGAUAAUCCUGAAGCGUGUCAAGGAUCGGAAGGAUCUUCUGGCUCUCAUGAAUCAAAUCCCUUCUUGAACUUAAAUCGUUGUUUCUUUGAACAUGGAAACUUGAAGGGAGCAACAAUAGACCUCAAACUCCCAAGAAGAAGCUUGUUAUUGCAUUUUACAUGCAAUUCUUGUGGUGUAAGAUCACAAAAGCUUAUAAACAGAUUUGCUUAUGAAAAAGGGACAGUUUUUGUACAGUGCACAGGGUGUUUGCAGUAUCACAAACUUGUUGACAAUCUGAAUCUUGUGGUUGAAUAUGAUUUAAGGGAGGAAAUAGAUACAAGUUCUGAUACAAUAACAGAUAAAGUUUAAGAAAUCAACAUGAGUUUAGAUUUAUGUUGUAAAUUUUGAUCUGGAUUUUGCUAUAGCAUAGAUAUAUUUAUUUGCAAGGAGUUUUGAAUCA
Messenger RNA from Lactuca sativa (garden lettuce), 900 nucleotides. RefSeq lists its product as uncharacterized. Gene Ontology annotation, molecular function: protein-folding chaperone binding; zinc ion binding. Gene Ontology annotation, biological process: protein import into mitochondrial matrix; protein folding; protein stabilization. Gene Ontology annotation, cellular component: mitochondrion. The record is from RefSeq and is a predicted model, not a curated record. NCBI's taxonomy places the organism in Eukaryota, Viridiplantae, Streptophyta, Magnoliopsida, Asterales, Asteraceae.